This is a messenger RNA of Neospora caninum, 1530 nucleotides long. RefSeq lists its product as hypothetical. The record is from RefSeq and is a predicted model, not a curated record. Lineage: Eukaryota; Apicomplexa; Conoidasida; Eucoccidiorida; Sarcocystidae. The transcript has 2 exons. The coding region runs from base 1 to 1530 and encodes 509 amino acids.
AUGGCAUCAGGUGUGUCGGCACACACGACAACGGUACAUCUUAUCGUCUUUUCACUCCAAUAUGUCGUUUCUACUUUUUUACAGGGCCUCGACGCGACGGAAGCCGGUCCGAGUCCCGUACGAGGUCCACCAGGGGCUCGCCGGGGUGUUACCCCGCCGAGUUCAGUGUCAGAGGUUUCGAAUACCGAGGGGGAACGGGUGCGGAGGCUUGCCGAGGCCAGCCCCAGUGCAGAAGAGAUCACGGAUCGAAUGAUUCAGAUUGAGAAGCAACUCAAGGACCUUGUUGCGUUUCGAUACGCGGAACGAUGUAAUUUUCGACAAUUCGCACGGAUGUGGUUUUCAGAAGACGCGUUCUGUACACAACACUUGAAGCGGAAGGACAGAAUGAUACUUAUGGGAUUAAUUCGCUUCCGAGAUCAUAAUGGUACAUUGCUAUUGUUUCAGCGCCGUUGUCAUAGCGCGUGUGGUAUCCCAUCGUGUCAGGUCCCGUUGGCUCGUGAGGUGCUGAAACAACGCUACAAACAACAACGUGAAGAGAAGGAACGUGAUUUGAAUGCCUGGGCGGCAUGUCUAGAUGCCCUCAAUUUCCGAAUUAAGUUGCUGGACAAUGAGAGAAAGGAUCUGGAAAACAAGCUUACAGAAGAGCAGUACGUUCGGUUCCUAGUCAAGUUGGCUGGUCGCGGUGAAGGUGACUCCGGUGGAGAAAGCACUCGUGCAUUAUCGGGCGAGGCAGAUGAAUCAGCAAGCACGAGCCAAUCUUCUGAUGUGGCAGGAUCUACGCCAGGUGGAAGUGAUUCCCUGGAGGCAUUGCAGCGGGAAAUACCUCUAGCUAGACAGGAAGCAGCACAGGCCUUAAAAAAGCGGCGGUACUGGCGCAACUUCCUGCGGACUCAUGAAGCGCAACGUCCACAAGGUCCCACGGCGGAAAUGCUUGAAAACGAACGCGUUGAUGCCGCCUGUGACUUUGAAAAAUGGCAGACCGAACUGGCAGAACUCAAAGCAAGAUCCAGCGGGGCGGAGAAGGUAUACGCCGCCCUCCGCGCGAGAGUGAGGUCACUUCACCAACGGAGACGGGCUAUAGUUAAGAAACAGAAAACUGGAUCGCAAUCUGGUACGAAAGGAACCGGUACCGGGACGCCUCUGAAAGGCUCCUGGAAUGCUCGUAAUCGCUUCGCUCGUUUUGACAUUGUCGUCGAGGAAAGUGAUGCGCAGACGCCGUGGCGUACACGUCCUUCCUGCGCCUUUUGGAGCCAGCGAACGAGUGGUCAGUCUGCUGCAGCGGGCUUGCAGCCAGGUCCGGCCAAGCACCAUGUGCUUCUUUCUGCGCGCCCAUACAUGCAACAACGAUACCAGAAACCACGCCGAAAACCACGAAAACCUGCCGUUUCUAGUGAAGCUGAACGCGGCGGGGGAGGCGGUGCGGAACCUGGGCCGAGCACGAGUACGUCUGGUCUUAAUGCAGCCUCAGCGUUACAGGAGAACAGAUCUGCGGCGCGCUUGAUGAGACUGACAAGUCACUGGCGACAAUAG